CCCCAUUACAAAAUUCCGAAAGCCCACCGGCAGUGCUUGGUGGCGUGCAAUACUGCUGCCUAUAAUAAUACCCUCCCACCAUCACCGCUCUAGCCAUGCUCGGUCUUGUCCCCUCCUCUUACCUCUUCUACCGCCACCUCGCCGCCGCCCGUACGCUCUCCGCCGCCACUCCCCUCUCCGUCAAGAUGGCGCGGUCAGCGCUGGACGAGGUCACGGACUCCGGCGCCUUCGACCGGUCGCCGUCCACCUUCCGGAGCUUCGUGUCCAGGGACAGCUCCGCUCCCUUCCCCGCCGUGGCUGGGAGGUACCACCUCUACGUCUCCUACGCCUGCCCCUGGGCGUCCAGGUGCCUCGCAUAUCUCAAGCUCAAGGGCCUCGACAGCGCUAUCGGCUUCACGUCGGUGAAGCCCAUCUUCGGGAGGACCAAGGAAUCCGACGAUCAUUUGGGGUGGGUGUUUCCUGCUGCCAGAGACGAGGAGCCCGGCGCCGAGCCCGAUCCUUUCAACGGCGCCAAGACCGUCAGGGAGCUGUAUGAGAUUGCAAGCACCAAGUACACAGGGAAACCAACUGUUCCUCUUCUGUGGGAUAAGCAGCUCAAGACCGUCGUGAACAAUGAGAGCUCCGAGAUAAUCCGCAUGCUCAACAACGAGUUUAACGAGAUCGCGGAGAAUCCCGGGCUGGAUCUCAACCCGGCGCAUUUACAGGUAUCCAUAGAUGAGAUCAAUGAUUUGGUGUACGAUGCUAUAAACAACGGUGUGUACAAAUGCGGCUUUGCCAAGAAACAGAGUCCAUAUGAUGAGGCCGUCACAAACUUGUAUAACGCUCUGGACAAAUGCGAGGAAAUCCUUAGUAAGCAACGUUUUAUGUGUGGCAACCAACUGACGGAGGCAGACGUCCGCCUAUUUGUUACACUCAUAAGAUUUGAUGAGGUUUAUGCUGUUCACUUCAAGUGCAACAAGAAACUCAUCAGGGAAUACCCUAAUCUGUUCAAUUACACCAAGGACAUCUACCAGAUUCCUGGCAUGAGCAGCACGGUUAAUAUGGAGCACAUAAGGAAACACUACUACGGAAGCCAUCCAUCCAUAAACCCGUAUGGGAUUAUCCCAGCAGGCCCCAGCAUCGAUUAUAAUGCUCCACAUGAUAGAGAGAAGUUGUUUCUGUAAAACCCGUUUGUAUUGUGGAUGUAUUGCUGCAAGCCCGUGAAAAUAAUGAAUCGUUGCUUGUAUUUCUGCA
Molecule: messenger RNA, 1233 nt
Organism: Lolium perenne
Lineage: Eukaryota; Viridiplantae; Streptophyta; Magnoliopsida; Poales; Poaceae
Cellular component (GO): cytoplasm
Molecular function (GO): glutathione transferase activity
Source: RefSeq, a predicted model, not a curated record